This is a messenger RNA of Macrobrachium nipponense, 1138 nucleotides long. RefSeq names its product sorting and assembly machinery component 50 homolog. The transcript has 6 exons. The record is from RefSeq and is a predicted model, not a curated record. Bases 110 to 1123 code for a protein of 337 amino acids. NCBI's taxonomy places the organism in Eukaryota, Metazoa, Arthropoda, Malacostraca, Decapoda, Palaemonidae. Gene Ontology annotation, biological process: protein insertion into mitochondrial outer membrane; mitochondrial respiratory chain complex assembly. Gene Ontology annotation, cellular component: outer membrane.
AGACUUCUGAAAUUGGCAGGUGACUUUUGAAGUUACGGAAGUUAGUUUCCUUGGAGCAAAAGUCAACACUGCAGUUGGAAACAAUGAAGCACAGUUCUCCACAGGCGGCAUGCUUCGCAAUAUAUUUGGGCGAGCAGAAGAAUGGAGUUGUGAAUAUACUCAUGGAACUAAGAAAACCACCUCAUUUUAUUCAACGUUUGUUAAACCGUUCCAUAAUGAAGCUAGUACAGUGUUAACGAGUAGUAUUUAUCAGCAAGCUAGUGAGGCACCUUGGUCUGGAUAUAGAGAGUUGGAUCGUGGAGUAUUACUUACAUUAGCAUUUAAUUCAGCACCCAAUGUACAACAAAAAUUGAUCCUUGAUGGUGUCUGGCGUCAUAUAACAACACUUAGCCGAACAACUGCAUUUGCUGUACGAGAACAAGCUGGACACUCUUUGAAGUCAGCACUUAGGCAUGAACUCCACGUUGAUAAGAGAGAUGAUCAGGUCUUUCCCACAGAUGGUGUUUCUUUCACUCUCAAAAAUGAGUUAGCUGGAUUAGGCGGCGAUAUUGGGUUCCUGAAGAAUGAACUAGACAUGCAAGUUAAUGUGCCACUUCCUAGGGAUAUUGUAUUACAGGGUGCCCUAUUGGCAGGUCAUCUUUUGCCAUUACGUAACAAUAAGACAUACAUUAUCGCAGAUCGCUUCAUGCUUGGAGGGCCAAUGAAUAUUCGAGGAUUUGAAAUGGCAGGAAUAGGACCUCACAGUGAUGGUUGUUCAUUAGGAGCCGAGAUGUUUUGGGCUGCUGCCAUUCACGUGUAUGCACCUCUACCCUUACUUGCUCGAGGAGGCUCUAUCAGUGAAAAGUUUAGACUUCAUGGUUUUGUCAAUACAGGAAACAUUGGAGAUUUUGUUUUGAGUGAGUAUGAUGAACCAUUUAUUAUAAAAGAUAAAUUUGUUAAAGAGAAUCAAAAAUACAUUUUCUUGUAUAGAUUGUUCAAUAGGCUACUUUUGUUGAAUCAUGAUUUUUGUCACUGUUGUUUAAUAGUACAUUGUAUUUUGGGUUACCACUCGGGACCAAUAGAAAUUUCCUUUUCUGGAUCAUUAUUUGUUUAUUUGAUCAUAUUAGGGAUAAAUUCCUGCUAAACUUUCAUUUUGCUU